This is a messenger RNA of Stomoxys calcitrans (stable fly), 4805 nucleotides long. RefSeq names its product myb-like protein P. The transcript has a single exon. Lineage: Eukaryota; Metazoa; Arthropoda; Insecta; Diptera; Muscidae. The coding region runs from base 1 to 1302 and encodes 433 amino acids. The record is from RefSeq and is a predicted model, not a curated record.
AUGACAACAACAAUAAGUAAACAUGAUUUACAAUUGCAACUACAACAACAGCAACAGCAGCAGCAACAACAACAACUACAGUAUCAGCAACAACAACAGCAGCAGCAGCUACAACAACAACAACAACGUUUUUCUCAAAACACUGCGUAUAGUUUGGAUAAUAAGAACAAUACAACAAAUCGUUUAGAUAGCAUCACCACCACAACAACAACAGCAAACAACAUGACAACAACAAAUACCAUACAAAUUGAUACAUUAAAUAAUAAUAAUCUGGAACAUGAUCUCACCCUACACCACACCACACCCGGUUUCCGGCAUAUGAUUAACAACAAUAAUGGUGAUAUAGAAGCACCACCGCCACCAGCACCACCACAAGCCGAGCCAGCCCCACGUAUUCCCAAGAAACGAUCCCUACUCAAUUUCAGAUCACUGGAUUUUCACAUUAAAUCACUGUACAGUGGUUUGCGUAAUGGCUCUUCUGGGCAAAAUAACAAAGCAAAUUCGCAAUCUUCUAAUCUGCUGGCUUCCUCACGCGAUGGCAGUGGCGGCGGCGGCGGCGGAGGUGGUUGUGGUGGCGUUGUUGGUGGCAGUGGGUCUGCCAGAGCUGGUGAUGAUUGCACCUCGGUGGUGGUGGGCACUGGUACCGGUGGCUACAAUGCCAAUGGCAGCGAGCUAAAUAUCAGUGAACACCAACACUACGAUCAUCAGCAUUACCAUCACAUGCAUCAUCAGCCAUACAAUCGCAUGCCGCCCUAUUUGAAAAUCGAAUCGGUGGACAAUGAGGAAUCGGAAAAUCUUCUCAUCGACUAUCCACAAUCGCCGUAUUCGACACGUCGCAAUAGCUCCAAUGAGGAUAAUCGUUCGAGUAGCCAAUUAAUACACCUGACCGGCGGUGGUGGUAGUGGCGUUGGUGGUGUUGGUGGGAUGAUGGGUUCCACUCAGUAUUUGCAACAGCCAUCGUCUGCCUCGCAUCGCUAUGACAAUAUGAUGUCACGUUCGCAGGCCAGUUCUCCGUCGCCCUACUUUCUGUCGCCUCAUGCAUUUGCCUCGUCAUCGCAAAACUUUAGACGUUCAUCGACCUCGGACAUAAUGUCCGGCAGCAAACGCAGUGCUUGUUCAUCGGCCAGUACCAGCCGUCGCCCGAGCACCUCGGAUCUGUUGCGUAAGGCGCGUGAGCGUCGUGGCAGCGAGUCUCGUAUGGGGCGCAGUGUUUCGCAUGGCGGUCUUCCACGUGGUGGCGGUGGUGGGGCAUUUCGUGCCGGCCCUGGUGUGGGCGGUAGACGCACCAGUAUGGCCUUUUAAAUCACCCCCAGGGUCCCCACUCAACUUUAACUCUCCCUCUCUUUCUCCCAAAGAACACUUAUACUAACACUUAAAAGGUAAACUAUCCAAACUAUACUCUAACGCAAGUACACAAACAGAAAAACAGCAGCAGCAGCAACAACAACCUGUAGUGAUUAAACUUUAUAAAAAAAAACUACAAAAAAAAAUCUAAAAAAAAAACGUAAGAUUAUAAUAUAAACUUACAAACAAAAAAGUGCUUAUGAUUCGUUUUUUUAUUAUUGACAAUGAAAAAAUUUUCAAAAAGAAAUCUCCCAAAAAAAAAAAAUUAGAAAAAAUUUAAUAAAUACGAGAAAAAAAACCAAAGGAAAUCCCCUUCAAGAGAACAACAACAAGCAACUUUAAAAUAAUUAAAAAUUAUAACAAAAAAAACUUAAAAAAAAGAAAAUUAUAUUCUCUUUAAGCUUUAAAAGUAAUUAAUUACAACAACCAACCAAUAAAAAAAAUUAAUAGAACAAUAUUAAAAACAAAUAAUAAUUGAUACAAUUCACAAAUAAUAACAUAAAAAAAAGGAAAUAUAUCUAAAAUAAAAACAUACAACUUUUUUGUAGCUAAGUAAGUUUAACAGCAAUGGAGAAAACCUAUAUAAAAAAUUGUAAAACUUCUAACAAAAGCUUAUCCAAAGCGAACUAAUAACAAUAACAAAAAUUUAUAAAAAAAAAUAAACAAAAAAAAAUCUCUUCAUGAAAACACGUCUUUAGUUAAUUUGAAUUUCGAAAAAACUGAAAAAUUAUUUAAGUAAGCUAAAUCAAAGUAUUCCUCUCCAAACAAAAAAAGGUACUUCAUCAUCGCUCUCUCUCUCUCUUUAGAAAAGCUUCAGGUGCUUAGAAGAAACCAGACUCCAUUUUCACCAUGUGAAGAAUAUUUUUACGCAAUGCAAUAUUUAGCAAGUCAUAAAACCAUCAAUUGCUUCAAUCUAGCAUUUUUGGCAUUAAUAUCAUCUAAGUCACCUUCAUCUCCUACAUACUAACCAAAAUGUGUUUCAAUACUAAAGUCUUGCCACAACCAAUCAUAAACACUCAAACAAAACUGUUAGACAGUUUUCUUAAUAUUCUUUAUGUGUGGAUUUUAUUUGAAAUUUGACUUUAUGUACCUUCACAAAUCGUAUGAUGCUAUUAUUCACUGAGCUAUACAAGGUCCGAGCAUACAUCUCUUUGUUUCAAACAAGUUAUUGUUUGCCUCAAACACUAUAUGAUGUAAUGUACACUUGGUAUCUUGGUAUGAUCAGCAUCCAAACUUUCUCUGUAGACUAGUUCCUGAUGACUACAACCACUAUAUUCUUGGUGUAAUUGAUCAACUUUCAAUCCGACCCUUUAAAAUGGUUCCAAACCAAGUAUUUGUUGUCUCAAACAAACAAAAUUCGAUUGCUACAAUCAGUAAAUAAUUAAAAAAAAAAUGUUGGUUAUAAAACUUCAUCUUAAGGUUAUUAGAGUAUUUCGAUGAGCACUAUGCAUAAAGGCCCCAAGCACUUCUCUUGUAAGUCGAAACAUUUAUUCAAUUGUUGUAAACAAGUAAAUAUAUGUUUAUCUCAACUAUAGUUAGGUUAAUCCAUUUUUAUACCCACCACCGAAGGAUGGGGGUCCAUCUGUUUGAAAUCAAGCUACAGUCUUUGAAAACGAAGAUAUUGAGCUGAAACUUUGCACAGAUUCUUCUUUUUUUCAUAGGCAGGUAAAGUUCGAAGAUGGACUAUAUCUUGAUAUAGCCCCCAUAUAGACUGAACACCCGAUUUAGGGUCUUUGGCUCAUAAAAGCUGUAUUUAUUAUGCGAUUUAACUGAAAUUUGGCACAAUGAUUUAUGUUAGGAUCUCCAACAUCUGUGAUGAAUAUAGUUCAGAUCGGCCUAUAUCUUGAUAUAACUCCCAUAUAGACUGGUCUCUUGAUUUAGGGUCCUAGGCCCAUAAAAGCCACAUUUAUUACACUAUUUCGCUGAAAUUUGGCCUAAUGAUUUGUGCAAAAAUGCCCGACAACAGCAAUGAAUAUGGUCCAAAUUGGUCUAUAUAUUUACUCAUCCCCAAUAUAGGGUCUUAGUCUCAUAAAAGCUGCACUUAUUAACCAAUCUGCCUAAAAUUUGGCACACUGGUUUUUGUUAAGAUCUUCGACAUCCGUGCCGAAUAUUGUUUAAAUCGGUCUAAAUUUAAAAGGCCUCAGGUCAAUAAAGCCCCGCACAUAACACAUUGAGGUGAGUUCAGCGCUUUGACGUCCAUGUCGAGUAUGGUUAAGAUCGGACCAUUUUGAGUAUAGCCCCCCUAUAUAGACCUAUCUCCCUAUCGAAGGUCUUUCAUCCAUUAAUAGCGUUUUAACUGUCCCAUUUCGCUGAAAUUAGGUAGUCUGCUACGCUGUUAUAAUAUUUCUAAGGUGUAAGAAUCCGAACCAGCUAUGCAGAAGGGCCGAAAGGGUCUUGCCGAUGGCACAUGACUGGGCAAGACCAGGAAAGAGUGAAAUCUGCCUGUUCACGAAGAAGACAAAGGUGGGCCAAUUUAACGCACCACGUUUCCUCAAUAGAACGAUUUCGAUCAAAUACUUAGGUGUGAUCUUGGACAGGAAACUGAAUUGGAAGUGUCACAUUCAGGAGCAUGCCGAGAAGGCUCACAGAUGUUGGCCACUAUGUACACGGGCUUGAAAUGGGGCCUGGAUAGUCCACUGGCUCGACAAAAGUGUGAUUAUGCCGAUACUGACUUACGCCUCUGUAGUUUAUUGGACUGUGAUGGAGAAAAAGCGCAACGUAGAGAUAAUACAACAGGUUCGAAAACAUGUUGUCUUAGCUGGAGACUAUUCUAGAUAUCUGAACCAGCUAUGCAGAAGAGCCGAAAGGGUCUUGUAGAUUGCACACGACUGGGCAAGACCUAGGGGUCUCAAUGUUAACUCAGGAAAGAAUGAAAUCUGCCUGUUCACGCGGAAGACAAAGGUGGGCCAAUUUGACGCACCAAGUUUCCUCAAUAGAACGAUUUCGAUAUCUGACAAGGUCAAGUACUUAGGUGUGAUCUUGAACAGGAAACUGAAUUGGAAGUGUCACAUUCAGGAGCAUACCAAGAAGGCUCACAGCUGUGGGCACUAUGUAGAUGGGCCUUAGGCUCGUAAUAGGGCCUGAAUACGAGGAUAGUCCAUUGGCUCCAAAGGAGUGUGAUCAGACCGAUACUGACUUACGACUCAGUUGUUUGUUGGACUGCGAUGGAGAAAAAGUGCAACGUUAGGAUAAUGCAAUAGGUCCCGAGAACAUGUUGUCUUGGCUGGAGACUAUUCUAUAUUUCCGAUCCAUAGACAUACAGAUUAAUUGCGAGGCAGUCACUGUGGCUAUGAGACUUAAGGCGUUGGGAGAAUGGGUUGAGGAUAGGAGCAGCUCAUAUCACCGCGGUAUAAUAGAGGAGACGAUAGAGAACCUGGAAGGAGUGGAGGAAGUUUCCGAUCGGAUACCUGAGACGGCACUUGAAGUCGAAUGCGAGGCACUGCAACGGCAAAGCCUUGGAU